GGGUCAGGCGCAGCAGACACCAGAGUCGACUGAGUCUGCGAGUACUCUCGUCGCGAACCGAACUGAACCCAAUACAUUACAUAGACAAACUACUUAGUUUCCUAUCAUAUAUAAUACAUGGACAUAUUAUAAAAAAAAACUAUGAUCGUUCUCUGUCAAAAAGAUCAUUAUUAAUCUCAAAAGUACUUAGUGUGUAAGUUACUGGUGACUGCUGACAGUUUUAAUAAAAAUUAAAAUUCUCAGAAUGUAAUCGUAAAUAUCUAACAAUAUUUUAAAUUAUGGCUCUCUCCAAGGUACAAAAUUUUACGUCAAUUCUCGGAAAUAAUUCUAAUGAAAAGAUUAAAAGUGAUAUCAAUAUGUACGACACAUCAGGAAAUAAUUGCAUAUCAGACACAAGUAGAUGCCGGGAAUAUAAUCCAUGGAAUUACGAUUUGAUGAGUCGGAAUACUAAUCACAAGGUGGAGGAUGAAGAGACACAAGACUUAAACAACAGCAUGGUAAAUGACUUGGUGUCAAAAGUUCUAGCCGACGAUCCGGCAACAGACCAACCAAUCUACAACUACAACCUCAAUCAGUACCACGAUCUAGAUUUACUAAAACCCCAGAGCCAGAGUUCUUACUUUAAAAAUGGAAGUUCAAAUUCAAAUUACGACACUCAGUAUCGCUACAUCCAGAACCAGCCAGAAAACCGGGACAUCUUGGACAUUUACUCAAACCUAGAAUCACUUUGCAUCAACGACUUGGUGUCUCAAGAAACCUUCAAUGUCAACAGUCAGUUUAAGAACGUAUCUGCGUACAACGACGAUUUUAUAUCUUCAAAGUUCACAGCAAGCGGGCUCCAAGUUCAACAUCAACCUCAAUCUCAGUCUCAGCCUCAGCCUCAGCCUCAGCCUCAGCCUCAAUAUCAACCUCCAUCACAGUCCCACCAGACACCUUGGACAGACUUCGAGGACCCGUUUGACGGUUACCAACAGUUUCCGUGUCACGAUUUGAAUUUCAACACAAUCUCACCUUCUGCCUCAACUUUGCAUGACCAUCAAGAUUUAACUCUCCCAGCAAGUGGAGCUUCGCUGAUAAAUAUCCAAGACUUCAACAACACAAAUCAAUCUUACCACCGGCCCGGCUCUGCAAUGACUGAUUUUUCAACAGACUCUGGAUUUUUAUCAAACUCUCCACUGCAAACUCAGCACUUGUCGCCAGAUUUUAAUCAUUUUUCGUCAUACCGCUACGACGAUCCUAUUAAUUCUCAAAAUUUAGCAACGUCAUCCCUGAUGUCUAAUUCCGGGCUAAAAAAUUUCGAUAAACUGGACUACGAUUAUAAGACACGAACUGAUUACAUAAACAAUUAUCAUGAUAAUGAUCAUGAAUUUAAAUCAAUGGCAGUUAAUCAAAAAAUUGACGAUCAAUUAGUUAAUAAAAUGUUCGCAACAUCAACAAUCAAGAUAAAAGAUCAUCAAAAUCACGGUCUGAACCAUCAAAAUUUUUCUAAUCAUCAUAAUCAAUUACCGAGUCAUCAAAAUCAACUACCAAAUCAUCAAAAUCAUUUAAAUCCAGGUCAAAAUUGCUAUCCAUAUCGUCUCACUCGUAUUAAUGGGCAAGGUACUACUCAACCAAUAACAAUGGACCAAUUAAAUAAAUACAAUUAUCCAUUAAAUAUUGAACAAAAUUAUCCACAACGUUACACUGCCAAUAAUACUGACUUGAAAUCAAGUUCUACUAUUAGUAAUACAUUGUCGAUGAUUAACAAUAAUUCUUAUCAAAAUAAUGUAUCUAAAACAUUGAAUCCAACUGUUAAUAAUCAUAAUUAUGAUAAUCGAAAUGAUACUGCAGUUGGGUCUAUCAAUUACAGUAAUUUAGCAGCUCAAUUACGCAACGUCGAUCCGAAUUUAUUGCAUUCUAUCAUAAAACAGCAACAACAACAACAGCAGCAACAACAACAACAACAACAACAACAACAACAACAACAGCAACAACAACAACAGCAACGACAACAACAACGACAACAACAACAACAACAAUCGCAACCAAUGAGGAUACCGGACAUGUUGAUGAAUGCUAGAUUAAUUAGAGCUAAUACUUCUGUCAGUGGUUCUGCGGGAGCCAGUGCUCCGAAUAUUUAUCCGUCAAUGCUAUCAGUCCCGUUGGUCCAGCCAAUUAAUGGGAUUAUCAACGCUGGCAUUGGAUUGCGUGGGAUCAAAGCUAGACGCGCUGGAGCGUCAAGUGUAUUGCACUUAAGAUUAGAGCAGACGUUUGAUCAGUUUAAGCAGCUGGAAAAAGAAAGGAAGAAAUGCGAGGCUGGACUCGCUGCUCAUUUCCCUGGGAAACGAGUUACUAGUGCUAACAAUAUUCCAGUGCCGAGGUUACAGGGUAAUCCAUCGAGAGCUGAUAGACUUAUUAUUGAUCAUUUGAGAGAACAUGCUCGAGUUAUUACUCUCAUUGCUAAGAUGGAGCAUUUACGCGGCGUUACUAUGAAUGAGAGAGUCCACAAAGCGAUGGAGUUUUGGCUGGAAUCGAUUAAAUUCGUUCAAGAGUGCAGGAAAAAAGAAAUAACUCAUGCCGCUAAAAGACAAAAAGAAAAUCCACAUUGCAGUCCUAUUCAUGAUGACAAAGACAUAAUAAUCCUGGCAGAAAGCAUCAGAGAACUAACACGCGCAGCACGUCUAGCACGCUCAGCAAUGUUCAACGCAAUGCAAUCAACUUUGCUACAAAAUAAAGAUCUCGAGAAGAAAAUAAUCGAAACUUCAACUGACGUAAUACUGACUAUAAUUACCAAGGAAUCAGUAGCAUCAUUAUCUUCAUCAUCAGUCUCAGUAUCACCACAAACAGACGGUAAUAGUACAUCACUUUCUACAACUUAGCAAAU
Molecule: messenger RNA, 2863 nt
Organism: Cotesia glomerata
Lineage: Eukaryota; Metazoa; Arthropoda; Insecta; Hymenoptera; Braconidae
Product: alpha-protein kinase 1-like
Exons: 5
Coding region: 279-2858 (859 amino acids)
Biological process (GO): female meiosis I; meiotic cell cycle; male meiosis I
Cellular component (GO): cytoplasm; nucleus
Source: RefSeq, a predicted model, not a curated record